UGAGACGAACAAUACCAGUAGUUGUUUAGUGUGGGAGGAAGUUGAUUAUGAUGACAAGACUUAAAUGAGAUCGACGCAUCCACCGCAGAAAUGCCAGCAGAUACAAUCGACAUUUACUGAGGGCUUUUGUCAACUUUGGUCAGGACGGAUAUAGUGGACAGUCGACACUGGCGACAUAACAUAAGAUGAAUAGUUACGCCAAUGUCAUGUGUACGACCUUCGCUGAACACAACCUAUCCUACGUUCCUAUUUGGAAUCUAUGGCAAUCUGUUGUUUAAAGUCCCAAGAAAAGGAUGGCUACUUACUAUUUUCCAAAAGUGUUGUGUUCUAUUGUGAUUAUUUUUUGCCCAACCACUAUAGCCAAUGACAGAUUUAUAACUUUGAAUUGUAGCAAUCAAUUCACUGGAAUACAUCACCACCGCACUGUUUUGUUUUGUGAGUACAAGUCACAAUGGGAGAAAAAUUGCAAUAUUAGCUGGAUCUGGAAAGAUAGGAAUUCUCAGUGGACUGAAACUCCAUGCACAUCUGAUAAUGAAAAGACUGCUCAGAAACAAAAAAGAUGCCUAACAGAUUACAAAAAGGUAUCAUUGAUAAUUGAGAAAACAGAAAGUUUGGAUGCAGGGAAUUAUCAGAUUUUCAUAGACUGUGGGCCAGGUGGCCACGUGCAAAAGAGUGUCCAACUUUCCAUUAAAGCUCCAUAUGCUGUUCUACAAGUAUCCAAAAGGAUUGAAGGUGGUGACAAAGGUCUUUCUUGUUCUACACUUGGACAUGCACCGGCAGAACUCCACUGGAAAAAUGAAACUGGCACUAUUUUGCCUGCUAAUUCGAACAUAACAGAAACAGAGGAUAAGUUGUUCAACACCACUAUUUUCAUUUCAGUUUUUGGAGAAUUAUGCUCCAUAAACUAUAGCUGCUCUUUGUGCUAUGAACAUUCAUGUAUUUCUGCAAGAUUGGAGUGUCCCAACAGUACAAUAGCCUCUCAGUCAAGAGAAGAAAAGAUCAGAACGGCUUUUGGUAUUCAUUUAUCUCUGGGAUUAAUCGUAAUCCUUUUUAUACUUUUGGCAUUUAUGGGGCUUUUUACUGUAGAAAGCAAAUUCUUCAAGCAUUAAUUCGAGAACGAAAAGAAUCAGCAUCAAUUAAUUUAGUAGAGAACACAGAAUGAAGGAGGCCUGGAAUGACAUUGAUCUUAUUAAUCAACUUUUACACUAAACGUAAUCUGUAUGAAAACAUUGUAUCAAAUGAUGUAAAAACACUGGGUAGAAAUUGCUUUUUGCUUUUUGUGAGGUUUAAGCCAAUUUAGUAAAUUAGUCUAAAUAGAAGUAUUGGCACUGAGCACUAAAAUGAAUUGGAAAUCAUUGAAUUGAAAGGACUUACCUUCAUUGCUCAGAAGUUAUGCAGGAUGUUAGUAAGGCCACUUUUGGAGUAUUGUGUCCAGUUCUGAUCAUGCUCUUAUCGGAGGGAUAUUAUUAAGCUGGAGAGGGUUCAGAAGAGAUUUACAAAGAUGCUGCUGGGAAUGGAGGGUUUGAGUUAUAAGGAGAGGCUGGUCAGGCUGGGACUUCUUUCAUUGGAGCACAGGAGGUUGAAGGGUGACCUUAUAGAGGUUUAUAAAAUUGAAGGAUAUAGAUAAGGUGAAUGGCAGUUGUCUUUCUGCUCGGGUGGGGGAUUUCAAGACGAGGAGGUAUAUUUUUAAGGUGAGUGAAGAAAGAUUAAAAAAACAAGACAUGAGGGGCAACAUUUUUUCUACAGAGUGGUUCAUCCGUGGAAUGAGUGUCCAGAGGAUGUUGUGGAUGUAGGUACAGUUACAAUGCUUUAAAGACAUUUAGAUAAGUACAUAAAUAAGAAAUCCUUGAAGGGGUAUGGGCCAAGCACAGGCAGAUGGGACUAGUUUAGUUUGGGAUUAUGGUUGGCGUGGACUGGUUGGACUGAAGGAUCUCUUUCCAUGCUGUAUGACUCCAUGACUGAUAGCUAAAUUCAACUUGUUUCUAAAAGGCAUGCUUGAAUACUGUAAUCAUGAAAAAUACGAAAAUAAUUUUUCACAUGAACACUGAGAAAAGAGGUCUGAUGAUUAUAAUCACAAUACAAUUGUAACCAUAUUUAGUGAAAACCACAGUCCUUGUUACUUGCAUGGUCAGAAUUCUUGGAAUUGUGGUGGAGUUUUCAUGACAAAAAUAGUUGUGAUGAUACAUAAAAUAAUUUUUUUGCAAUAAUCCAAAACCAUGUUCAGUACUUUCUAUUAUAAAUUCAGACUAAGUGUUUUUUUAUUCUCAGAAAACCAGAUUGGAAGCAGUUUAUGUUAGUUUUCCGUUGCAAACCUCAGUCCAGUAGUCUUGGAAUUCAAUUGUUCAAAUCUUCUGAUCUGUGUUAGAAUCCCUAUUUCCGACCCAGAUAAAAUAAAAUGUUGCCCACCUGUAAA
Molecule: messenger RNA, 2413 nt
Organism: Rhincodon typus (whale shark)
Lineage: Eukaryota; Metazoa; Chordata; Chondrichthyes; Orectolobiformes; Rhincodontidae
Exons: 8
Coding region: 294-1109 (271 amino acids)
Source: RefSeq, a predicted model, not a curated record